Molecule: messenger RNA, 718 nt
Organism: Dentiscutata heterogama
Lineage: Eukaryota; Fungi; Glomeromycota; Glomeromycetes; Diversisporales; Gigasporaceae
Source: the annotation of a GenBank genome assembly
ACUAUACGCGAACACCAAAGCCAUGUAUAUGGCUUCCGCGUACAUGGUGUCUUAAAAAUAGUAUUCGUCCAAACCAAAUUUUGUCCCUCCGUUCCUCCAAUCAAUGUCAAUCAUCAGAUCAAAACUGCUCAAUAUUUUUUGCUUCAGUAAAAUUGUAUUCAAAAUAUUCAGUUUUAUUUCGAGAUAAUCCUUCGUUCCCCGAUAAAUUAGAAUUUCAAUUGCCAAACGCAUCGUCAAAUUCUGAUAUUUCACAUGCAAAACAUGAGCUUGACAGGGGUGAUUCGCAGGCCGUGAUUUCAAAGUCACUAGCUUGUAAUUUAGGUAUUUGUUCUUUAUUUGAUAGGGUAGAUAAUUUGGAAUUUUCUAUACGACUAAAUCUUAUUGAAGUGGUCAAUAAUAUUCCAAUCGCAACUCGCGUCAUUUUGUCCAGUAUAACCAAACAUUUUGCGAACGCUCAUGAUGACAAUUCAGCGAGUAACAAUAUUGAUGAGAAUCUUAUUAAAAGAGUUCAUCUAGGGUCGAUUGUUUCUACCAAUACCUGGAUCUGUUAUCAAGGAUGUAAUGGGAUGGAAUUUUUAAAAGUCUUGCAAAUUUAUAUAAACGAUGAUAACACAGUUUUGGCAACAAAAAAUGUAGUCGUUUCAUCAAUUGAAUCAGUAGAUCAUAUUUCAAAAAUUUCUGAGACAACAAAGAUUGAAAUUACUAAUGAUCCAAAUGU